UGUCGAACAGUUCCUCCCUCUUUCUGACGCGUUUACGCAUCUCAGGCAAACUCUACUUAAUCCGAAUUUGCUAGCAGAACACGAGCAGCCAAUGACAGACAUGCCGAGCCCUGCGACUGCAAGUGCCAAACCUGCUGAGAAUGGAAGCCAGAAGAAGAGGAGGGGCCCUGGGGCCUUGGCAACCGCUUAUCUGGUCAUUUACAAUGUUGUCAUGACAGCAGGGUGGCUAGUUAUAGCAGUUGGGCUGGUGCGCACCUACCUUACCAAGGGCAGUUAUCACAAUCUCUACUACUCCAUAGAGCGGCCUCUCAAGUUCUUCCAGACCGGAGCUUUACUAGAGAUUGGUCACUGUGCAGUGGGAAUUGUGCCUUCAUCUGUGGUGCUGACUGCUUUCCAGGUGAUGUCGAGGGUUUUCCUGACGUGGGCAGUGACGCACAGUGUGAGAGAGGUGCAGAAUGAAGACUCUGUGUUGCUGUUUGUUGUCGCCUGGACAAUCACAGAGAUUAUCAGAUAUUCCUUCUAUACCUUCAGCCUCCUCAACCACCUGCCUUAUAUCAUCAAGUGGGCCAGGUACACACUGUUUAUUGUUCUCUACCCCAUGGGGGUAACAGGGGAGCUGCUGACCAUCUACGCUGCACUACCAACAGUGAAGAAGACGGGUCUUUACUCCAUUAGCCUUCCCAACAAAUACAACUUCUCCUUUGAUUACUACACCUUCCUCAUCCUCGUCAUGGUCUCCUACAUUCCCAUCUUUCCCCAGCUCUAUUUCCACAUGUUCCACCAGAGAAGAAAAGUCAUUGUGGCGGAGCACAAGAAAUCAGAUUAAUCUGCAGCCUAGAACCUGCUCCCCCCCCCCCCAUACACACACAUACAUCUUUUUUCAGCUCCCAAUUUGUUCUCUUUUUCCCUCUGACCUUCAGAGACUCAAAUGCUGCAAUCAGUGAGUGGCCGGUGCCACACGAGAGUAAGUGGAUCAGGUAAUGCUGGUGCAGGAAUGGACUAUACUGGUUCUCUCACAGCAUGCACAUUGGACAGACCCUGCUCCUUCUCUGAGCUCUUGGCUCCUUCUGCCUUUUGUACCCGUCAGUGUUUUGCACCCAGCAUUGAGUGGCUGAACUCUGGCUACUCUGUACAACCUCAAUGCGAAGCUUGUGUGGGGUCUGGGGCAUGGGGACCUUGGGUUGUGCCCCUUGUGAUUGCCAUGGGGGUUUAAUACAACAGUGGCUCCUCCCUCUAUAAGAGACAUGAGAUUGGGCAAAAGGCUGCAGCUGGUACUGCAUGUGCAUUAACCCUGCCUGGGAGGUAGGUCAUGCAAUGAGUGCUGUGCUCGUAUACCUUUAACUUUUUAAUGGUCCGCGUCAUUGAGAGAAAUGGUGAUUAAACCAGGUUCCUGGUUCUCAGUCUCUGCAGCCAGUUGUAUGAGUCCUUCAGCCCAUGUCUGGCCCAGGGUUUAGAGGGGAACUGGCACUGUAAUACAAACACCCUAAACUGUCUUUAGUAAAUGUAUAUUAUUGGUCCCAGUGCUCAGCAGCAGGAUAAAUGUUAGACCGUGUCCGUACACAAACAGUUAGGACUACAUGGCUUAAUUAAAAGAACAGAAACAUCAAAGGAAUUCAAAUAUAAUGUACUGUUGCCCUCCACUGGUAAAGUGAUUGGCUGAGUACAGAAGAACAUGGCGGCUUCACUUGUCUCUAUAGUAACAUCACUGGAACUCACUGUGCCUGAUCCCUCAGUAACACUGCUCAUGGCGGGAUCCUUUAUAUACUUAUUAAUACUCUUAUGCUCUGACGUACCUCACUUACCUAGUGUGACCUGCAUGGGUUGGCACCUUCAGGUACUCUUUCUCUGGGCCCAUUCAACGUGCUGAUUCGAUAAGCAGAGGUUUGUUCUUUUGCUCUGUGCAUGGUUUGAUACUGGCAGUAACAGCAUGUGUCUUAUCUGCCCACGUCUCCUAUCAUUAAUGUUUAUAUCCCCCCUCCCCAUGUAUGGGCCGGUCUUCUUAUUAUUGAAGGGAACCAGUCACCCCAAAAUUGCCCCCCCACCAGAUGUGCAAACUAAUAGAGCCUGCACUCUAGAUGGGGGAAAUAUUUUUUUUAGAUGCCCCUCUUAUAUGACAUAAACAUGGGUUGGCCUAAGUCACACCUGUACUCUAUUGGCUGCUAAAUGGAUUUAUACUGAGCCACUCUUCAUUGUAAUUUCAUUAAAAUGUCGGUUAUGGGCAGAAAGAGCAGUUUGCACUUGUUUCCACCAGGAAUGGGACCACCCAUGAGUUUCUCAGGUUAUUAUAACAUCAUUUUUAUGUGGGCUGGAAAUAUGUGGUUUUGGUUACUAUGUCCCACUAUUUAAAAUGCUGGCAGGGCCCCUCUUUAUACGAAGAAAAAUCUAAUGAAGAAUCUGCUGUUUGUGCAUGUGGCCUAAUUAACAUAAUGAAUUGAUAUUUCAGUUACUAAUUGGGUUCUGUCCCUAUUUGUGUUUGAUGGGAACAAAUUGCUUGUGUUCAUGCAUCUCUCAGAAUGGCUUGUAAAGGGCAAAUAAAGGAUUUUAUGAGUAGAA
Xenopus laevis (African clawed frog) is the source of this 2553-nucleotide messenger RNA. RefSeq names its product 3-hydroxyacyl-CoA dehydratase 2 L homeolog (gene hacd2.L). The coding region runs from base 92 to 826 and encodes 244 amino acids. The record is from RefSeq and is a predicted model, not a curated record. NCBI's taxonomy places the organism in Eukaryota, Metazoa, Chordata, Amphibia, Anura, Pipidae. The transcript is spliced from 8 exons.